UGGGUGGAGGCGCGUGUAACUGAUCUGCCACGGAGCUCACAGCAGUCUGAAACAGACUCUAUAACAAACCAGAGUCAAGCGGAAACGCCCCACUCAGGAUUCCCAUUUAGUGCACUUCUCUGGAGAUACAUUUGACCAAAUUUAGCUAACUAAAACUAAAAGUGGAAAUAUUGUGGAAGUAUCGCUGAUGGGUUAUAGCGGAUUUUAGUGGGAACUCGCGUGUUGGAUGUCACGCAGAAUAAUGGACGCGCUCAGACUCUCCGCCGCUUUUCUUUUACUUGCGACUUUAUUCGGCUGUGGAAACACUAUACAGUUUCCCGAGUCUAACCUGACCCGAAAAUGGGCGUUGCAGAUGCAGAAGGAACUAUUGGAUUUGAUCGAUGGUGAGACUGGCAUAGAAACACUCAAAGAGGUUUUCGAGAAAUUGCGGCACCACUACACUGUGAAACACAACAACGCUCAACAACUGGUGGCAAAAGCUGCACGAGAAAUCGAGAAACUUCUCGACAAUCGCUCCAAAGCUCUAAAAGCAUUGGCCUCAGCAGCUGAGAAGCUACAAAAGGAGCACCAGUGGAGGGACGAUUUUGAUGUUGAAGACGCCGUCUACUAUAAUGCCAAAGACAAGUUUAAUAAUACACCCUCUCAGAACCGGAUCAGACCAGAAUUUGAAGACGAUCCUGCUUUCAAACGUCCAGUUUCAUACAACACGACAGCAGUACACAUCCCCACUGACAUCUACAAUGGUUCCACUAUAAUCCUGAAUGAGCUGAACUGGACCGCAGGCCUUGAUGAUGUCUUCCGAAAAAACAAAGAAGAUGACCCAACACUCCUCUGGCAGGUCUUCGGCAGUGCAACAGGCCUGGCCCGAUACUUCCCAGCUUCCCCUUGGGUUGACACGAAGAACAUUGAUCUGUAUGAUGUACGCAGAAGACCCUGGUACAUCCAGGGUGCAGCUUCACCUAAGGACAUGCUGAUCCUGGUUGAUGCGAGUGGAAGCGUUUCUGGACUGACGUUAAAGCUCAUUCGUACUUCUGUUAGUGAGAUGCUGGAAACACUGGCCGAUGAUGAUUAUGUCAACAUCGUCUCUUUUAACAAUACAGCCAAGUCAGUGUCCUGCUUCGAAAACCUGGUUCAAGCGAAUGUCCGCAAUAAGAAGAUUUUGAAGGAGGCAGUGCAUAAGAUCACAGCGAAUGGUACAACCGACUACAAAGUUGGCUUUAAGGAAGCUUUCGCUCAGCUCUCAUCAAUGAAUGUUUCAAGAGCAAACUGUAACAAGAUCAUUAUGCUGUUCACUGAUGGAGGAGAGGACAGAGCAUCAGAGAUCUUUAAUGAGUACAACAACAAAGACAAUAAGGUUCGAGUGUUUACCUUUUCCGUAGGCCAACAUAACUACGAUAAAGGGCCGAUUCAGUGGAUGGCCUGCGAAAACAAAGGUUAUUACUAUGAGAUCCCCUCCAUCGGAGCUAUUAGGAUCAACACCCAGGAGUAUCUAGAUGUGCUUGGCAGACCAAUGGUAAAGGAAGACAAAAAAGCAAAGAACGUGCAGUGGACCAACGUUUAUUUAGAUGCGCUGGAGCUAGGCCUGGUAAUCACAGGGACUCUUCCAGUGUUUAAUAAAACUGGCAUCAAAACCAGUCGGGGCAAAAUUAAGGACCAGAACCAGUUGAUUCUGGGAGUGAUGGCUAUAGACGUGUCUCUGGAAGACAUCAAGAGAUUGACUCCUCGAUUUACUCUCGGUCCAAACGGAUAUUACUUCGCCAUCGACCCCAAUGGCUAUGUGCUGCUCCAUCCGAACCUUCAGCCAAAGAAUCUGAAGUCUCAAGAGCCCGUGACGCUUGACUUCCUGGAUGCAGAACUGGAAGAUGAAGUGAAAGAAGAAAUCAGACACAACAUGAUAGAUGGUCAUCAUGGAACCCAGACGUUCCACACACUUCUAAAGUCACAAGAUGAGCGUUACAUAGACAGUGGCAUCAGAACUUACACUUGGGGUCCAGUCAGUCAUACAGACUACAGUCUUGCUUUAGUUCUGCCCGAGUACAGUCUCCACUACAUCAGUCCCAAAAUAGGAGACACCAUCACUCAAGCCAAAUUCUCUGAAAGUCUGAAGGAGGAGAAAUUUGAAGAAUAUGGAUACACUUUUAUAGCACCCAGAGAGUAUUGUGAAGAUCUCAAACCCCAGAGCGACGACAACAUAGAUUUUCUUAAGGACUUGAAUGAAUACAUCGACACGAAGACCCCCAACGACCCACUUUGUAAUACGGACCUGACUAACAGGAUGCUGUUGGAUGCUGGUAUCACUGCCGAACUGACCAAGCACUGGAACAAACAAAGGCCGAGCGAGAGAAUCAGGGCUAAGUUUGUGGCUACAGACGGCGGUGUCACUAGAGUCUAUCCUGCAAGUGCUGGUCAUGAAUGGACCGAACAAGCAGAAACAUACGAGUGCAGUUUCUACAAGAGAAGUCUGGACAAUGAUCUUUACAUAUUUACAUCCAAACCAUAUGCAAACGAAACACAAGAGUCUGUUUUGGUAAGCAGAGCCAUGGAUCUGAAGAUCGAUGAUUUUAGGCUGAAACCAGCAGUGGUUGGAGUAAAACUAGACAUACUGACUUGGAUGGACAGCUUUAUGAAUGCUACCAUUUCAUCUGAGUGUGCUGGUGAAAUCUGUGGGUGCAAAAGGAACGAUGAGAAUCUGGAUUGUGUUCUUCUGGACGACGGCGGCUUUCUCAUCAUGGCCAAUCAGGACGAGUACAUCAGUAAGAUUGGAGAGUUUUUCGGUAUGGUUGAUCCUGGCCUGAUGAGAAAUCUGAUGAAUGGAUCGCUGUUCUCCGUCAUCAAAACAUUUGACUAUCAGGCUCUCUGCGAUCCCGUAAAAGAAACGAAAGCCGCCGCUGGUCUCAGAUCAGUCUAUGUGCCCACCAUAGCUAAUAUCUUGAACAUUGGUUGGUGGGCAUCUGCGGCCGCCUGGUCAAUGUUGCAGCAGUUGUUUGUCAGCCUAACAUUUCCCAGUUUCCUUGAGGCAGCGGAUGACAAGCAGUCUGAAAUCUCAUCUAAGGAGAGUUGCAUUACAGAGCAGACGCAGUAUUUCUUCAAAGACAAUGGGACAAGCUUUAAUGGAUUUGUUGAAUGUUUUAACUGCUCCAGGCAGUUUAUUGCCGAAAAACUUCCAAAGACGAAUCUGGUCCUCAUUGUUGCUGAUGCACAGAAGAGUUGUAUGAUGUGCAAAGAACCCGUGUUUUCGCAAGAGGAGAAGCCAUCUCCGGGUCCAGAUCCCUGUAAGAUAGCCCUGAACCCACGGCACCGAAAGGGUCCAGAAAAGUGCUUUGAUGAUAACGCAAGCGAACAUGGGGCAGAUUGUGGCGGGGCAUCGGGUCUGAUUCCACCUAUGGUAUCCAUGGUCAUCCUCCAGUUGCUGCUUCUCUGGCUUCUGACUGGACAAGGACACUGCCUGUUAUGACCUCAUUUUUGAAACCACAAAAAAUACCUACCGCAUCCGACGACACAUUUCAGCGUUCAUCCGGACUCCCACCCUACAUCCCAGGAUAUGAAAAGGGAGAGUCGCUGACCCAGGAAGUAGAAAACCAAUGCCAUGAUCACUCACAGCCUUAAAGGUCAAAGCGGGUCACAGAUGAUAAAUGAGCAAUGACCUUUGACAUUUGACCUUUGAGGUCGCACUCUCUCCGCACGGGCAACGGGGUGGGCAGUUUCAAAUGGGUGGGCAGACCUUGACACUUCAUCUUCACUUUGCCAUAGGCCACGUAGGUCCUAUUCUUUCUGAUAUCCAAUCACAACACUGCCAACCAAAGUUCUGCCCUAUACCAGUUUGCCUUCCUUUUUUGAACCUUUUGUCCUUCAACAUAUUUUUAAUGGGAAAUUCCUCAGUAUUACAAAAACUGCACAUAUCAGACUGUUACAGCCACCCUACGUGCACCGCUGAGAUGUUUUAAUGGAGCCCUCUGGGUUGGGUCAAAAUACCGCCUUGUUUUUUGGUUUACACCCCAUUAUUUUAAAAAAUGGACCAAUGAGUGACUGACCCAAUGGCAAAAGUCUCCUGUUUUUCCCUGUGGUGUCCACCUUUGUGCCUCUGGAAUAUCGGUUUCAUUUCCCACCGCUAUGUGUGUGAAUAAUCCUUCACUGUAUUUAUCACAUAUUGGCUGUGAUUUUCUUCCACCCACGGUGCAUUAAAAUGCGCACCGCUGCCAAAUGUUACCCUUGUGUGGUCUCGCUGUACUUUGCACUUGAUGCCAAGCAGGUCAAUAGGCCAACCGGGUUUUUAUAAAUGACGGCCGUUUCGCACUGAUUGAAAGGAGGAAAUAGCCGCUGUUGCAUGCGUGUGUUUUUGUGUGUGUUUUAGGAUAAUUAAGUUAUUUAAAAUGAGCAGAGAUAGUUUGUGUUAAAAGUUGAGUAGCCUGUAUUUAAUGAAUGUGUGGAAAUACAGAUUUAGGCUGAAAGCUGUAUUAGUCGUACAAUUCAUGACAUUUAUUGUUGCUGUUUGCUAGACUGAAUCUUACCUGAAGAACUCAAAACGGAAAAAGUAUCCAAUGUUUACAGAUUUUUGGAGAAUUGAGGGUUUUUCACAUAAUGUUGCUACUUGUCCCUGGCGUUGCUGGUUUUUCAAGUUUAUUUCGUCGGCAAGCUCUGAAGUCUGUCAUUUUUCAUCUUGUCACAGUCAUUACUCUGUCAGCUUUUCCUUCCUGUCAACGUGCCUUGAUGUAAAUGGAAAUGUAUAAAAAUAAGGAAAGGAAUAUUGCAGUGUGCAAUCUGACCCUAAGUGUUUUGCAGAGCAAUGGAAAAUUUCAUCAUUCCGAAUGGGAAAACUGAUGACCCUUUAAGAGAUCCCACGUUAGAUCUUCCUGCUUUAAACACGUUUGGGAAAAAAUUA
Messenger RNA from Misgurnus anguillicaudatus (oriental weatherfish), 4879 nucleotides. The record is from RefSeq and is a predicted model, not a curated record. NCBI's taxonomy places the organism in Eukaryota, Metazoa, Chordata, Actinopteri, Cypriniformes, Cobitidae.